Cheilinus undulatus (humphead wrasse) is the source of this 1801-nucleotide messenger RNA. Its product is annotated as acid-sensing ion channel 4-A. Gene Ontology annotation, molecular function: ligand-gated sodium channel activity. Gene Ontology annotation, cellular component: membrane. Gene Ontology annotation, biological process: sodium ion transmembrane transport. The coding region runs from base 170 to 1801 and encodes 543 amino acids. Lineage: Eukaryota; Metazoa; Chordata; Actinopteri; Labriformes; Labridae. The transcript is spliced from 10 exons. The record is from RefSeq and is a predicted model, not a curated record.
GAAGAGGCAGCAGCGGCAGCAGCAGCAACAAACUCUCUCCUGUCUUUUUUCUCUUCUUUCAGGAGUAGUUUCUUGCUUGGAGGAAAUAGCCAAAGAAGUAGGAGGAAAGUCAUUCAGCGCUGAUAGCUGCCAUCAAAAAUAAAACCAAAACGCAGACCUGGCUGCCCCCAUGCCUAUCGAAUUUGUUUGCAAAAUCAAAUUUGCAGAGGAGGAUGAGAGGCAGAAAAGCAAGCAGGAUGGGGACAGGGAGAGCCUGAUCGAAGAGAGCUGCACACCUAAGGCUAAGGACUUGGCCGGGUUUGCUAACUCCUGCUCCCUUCAUGGGAUUAACCACAUCUUUGUUUCUGGUCGCUUGGGCAUCCGGCAGACUCUCUGGGCUCUUGCCUUUUUCACUUCACUGGCGCUGUUUCUGUACCAAGCAGCCAAGUGUGCCAUCUCUUACCUGGAGCAUCCUCAUGUCACAGCUCUGAAUGAAGAGGCAACACCAGAGAUGGUUUUCCCUGCUGUGACCAUCUGCAACAUCAAUCGCUUUCGCUUCUCUGCGCUAACUGAUGCUGAUAUCUACCACCUUGCUAACUUGACAGGUCUGCCCCCUAAAAACAAGGAUGGGCAUAAACCAACUGAUUUAAUGUAUCCUGCCCCUGACAUGCAGGACAUCUUCAACAGGACAGGACAUCAGUUGGAAGAAAUGCUCAUGAGCUGCAAUUUCAGUGGACAGAACUGUUCUGCUGACGACUUCUCUGUGGUUUAUACCAGAUAUGGGAAAUGUUACACUUUCAAUGGCAACAAGACCACAUCCAGGAAAGCUAAGCAGGGUGGAAUGGGAAAUGGCCUGGAGAUCAUGUUGGAUAUACAGCAGGAUGAGUAUUUGCCCAUCUGGAGAGAGACAAAUGAGACUUCCCUCGAGGCUGGUAUUCGAGUUCAGAUACACAGUCAGGACGAGCCUCCCUACAUCCACCAGCUGGGCUUUGGAGUCUCUCCGGGCUUCCAGACCUUUGUUUCAUGUCAGGAGCAGAGGCUGACCUACCUGCCCCAGCCCUGGGGGAACUGCCGCUCCACCAGCAAAGAAAAGUUCCCAGGAUACGACACAUACAGCAUCAGCGCUUGUCGUUUGCUCUGCGAGACCAACGAGGUGAUGCAAAUGUGCAACUGCAGGAUGGUGCACAUGCCUGGAACAGCAGAUAUCUGCCCUCCCAGUAAAAUCACCUGCGUUGACAAAGCACUGGCUCAGCUACAGAAGAACAGCGGGGAUACCUGCCCGUGUGAGACACCCUGUAAUCUCACACGUUACGGUAAAGAGCUCUCCAUGGUCAAAAUCCCGAGCAAGGGCUCUGCUCGCUAUCUCUCCAGGAAAUACGACAAGUCUGAGGACUACAUCAGAGACAACUUCCUUGUUUUAGAUAUCUUCUUUGAAGCUCUGAACUAUGAAACAAUUGAGCAAAAGAAAGCCUACGAUGUUGCAGGUUUGUUAGGUGACAUUGGUGGACAGAUGGGUUUAUUCAUCGGAGCAAGCAUCCUGACAAUUUUAGAGAUACUGGAUUAUAUCUAUGAGGUGAUCAAGCACAGGUUUCAACGAAUGCUGAAGCCGCAAGAAGAGGAGAAAAAGAACAAGCAGCAAGCCAGCACUGUUGCAACAGUGGGUUUGGAAGAAAUGAAAGUAAAGGAUCCCAACGAAAUGACAAGGAGACACCCAGAGGGCGCCUAUGCCAACACGAUUCUCCCCAACCAUCACCACCCUCACCCUCACCCUCACCAGCGCCAUGCCGGACACCACGGGGUGUUUGAGGACUUCGCUUGUUAG